Messenger RNA from Tachyglossus aculeatus (Australian echidna), 2423 nucleotides. It is a transcript of the gene RXFP2, whose product is annotated as relaxin family peptide receptor 2. Gene Ontology annotation, molecular function: protein binding; G protein-coupled receptor activity. The transcript is spliced from 20 exons. The record is from RefSeq and is a predicted model, not a curated record. Gene Ontology annotation, biological process: G protein-coupled receptor signaling pathway. The coding region runs from base 1 to 2343 and encodes 780 amino acids. Lineage: Eukaryota; Metazoa; Chordata; Mammalia; Monotremata; Tachyglossidae. Gene Ontology annotation, cellular component: membrane.
AUGCUGCUUUUUUGCCUUCAUUUGGUCACUUUGUUCGAUGUCAGAGUUUUUAAAUGGACGGAACGGCCUCCGUCGAUUGGAACAGAGAGCACGUUUGUGGGAUUAGUAUUUUCUUCCAACCUAUGCCUGCAGGGCUAUUUCAAAACCGAUAUUCCUUAUGAUCCCCAAGUCAUCUUGGACUGGCUCAAAGUUCCCGAAACGUCUGUGAAUCACCAAUGGUAUUUUCCAUGUGGAAACCUCACAACAUGCCUACCCCGAGGCUUUCACUGCGAUGGUGUGGAUGAUUGUGGAAAUGGGGCUGAUGAAGAAAACUGUGGUGACAAUAGUGGAUGGGCCAAUAUCUUUGACGCGGUUCACGGGAAGCCUAAUGACCAGGAAUUCACCCACGAGUGCUUUUUACUCCACUAUCCUCAGGGCUGUGACUGCCUAGAAACUGAGCUGGAAUGUGUAGAUGUUAAUAUGAAGUCUGUACCAUUGGUUUCAAGCAAUGUAACACUGCUGUCUCUGAAAAGAAACCAGAUCCACAUUCUUCCAGAUGAAGUUUUCGUCAAGUACACAGAAGUGAAGAAAAUAUUCCUUCAACAUAACUGUAUCAGAGCUAUUUCCAGAAAAGCAUUUUAUGGAUUGCUCAAGCUUCGGACACUGUACCUCAGCCACAAUUGCAUCACCAGCCUCAGGGCUGGAGUCUUUAGAGACUUACAGGCAUUAACAUGGUUAAUUCUGGAUGACAAUCCAAUAACAAGAAUUUCCCAGCAGCUGUUUACUGGAUUAAAGUCUUUGUUUUUCCUGUCUAUGACUAAUAACUCCUUAGAAGCCCUUCCCGAGAAGCUGUGUUCCCAAAUGCCUCAUUUGAACUGGGUGGAUUUUGAAGGAAAUCAAAUUAAAUCCAUAACCGACUCUACCUUUCUGGCCUGUGAUGCACUCACAGUGUUGUUUCUGCCUGGAAAUCAAAUUGAUUCUGUUCCAGAGAAGACCUUUUCUGUAUUGAAAGGCUUAGGAGAACUAGAUCUGUCCAAUAACGGGAUCUUGGAGCUACCCAACCAUGUUUUUAAAGAUCUAACGAUUUUACAAAAACUGAAUCUGUCGCACAAUCCACUGCUGAACAUCUAUGAGGAUCAGUUUGAUGGUCUUAAAUAUCUUCAGUCUCUAGACCUGGAAAACAUAGAAAUUCCUAAUAUAAGCAUGAGAACUUUUCAACCCUUGAAGAACCUCUCUCAUAUCUAUUUCAAAAAUUUCCGCUAUUGCUCCUACGUGCCCCACGUGCGAAUAUGUACCCCCUUGACGGACGGCAUUUCUUCCUUUGAAGACCUCUUGGCCAACAAUAUUCUGAGGGUGUUUGUCUGGGUUAUAGCUUUCGUUACCUGUUUUGGGAAUCUUUUUGUCAUUGGCAUGAGGUCUCUUAUUCGAGCAGAAAAUAAGACUCAUGCUAUGUCCAUCAAAAUCUUGUGUUGUGCCGACUGCCUAAUGGGAGUCUAUCUGUUCUUUGUUGGAUUUUUUGACAUAAAAUACCGAGGGCAGUACAAGAAGUAUGCUUUGCUGUGGAUGGAAAGUUUGCAGUGCCGUCUCAUGGGGCUGUUAGCAAUGCUAUCCACUGAAGUCUCUGUCCUGCUGCUGACGUACCUGACUUUAGAGAAAUACUUGGUGAUUGUCUUUCCUUUCAACAAUAUCCGCCCAGGAAAGCGCCAGACCUUGGUCAUCCUCGUCGGCAUCUGGAUCGUUGGAUUCCUAAUAGCGAUAAUUCCCUUUUGGAAUGAGGAUUUUUUUGGAAACUAUUACGGAAAGAAUGGUGUGUGCUUCCCACUUUAUUGUGACCAAGCAGAAGAAAUCGGAGGCAAGGGGUAUUCACUUGGGAUAUUUCUAGGCGUGAACCUGUUGGCUUUCCUGGUCAUCGUGUUUUCCUACGUCAGCAUGUUUUGUUCCAUCAAGAAAACAGCCCUGCAGACGUCCGAAGUGAGGAGGCACAUUCACCGGGAUGUGGCGGUGGCCAACCGGUUCUUUUUCAUCGUGUUCUCCGAUUCCAUCUGCUGGAUCCCUGUCUUCGGGGUCAAGAUUCUAUCUCUCUUCCGGGUGGAGAUUCCAGGCACGAUCACUUCCUGGAUCGUCAUCUUCAUUCUGCCUAUCAACAGUGCGUUGAACCCCAUCCUCUAUACGCUCACAACCAGUUUCUUUAAGGACAAGCUGAACCAGCUCCUCCAUCAGCAUCGACGGAGGAUGGUGUCCAGAGGGGAAAGGAAAAGCUGGUCAACCUCCGUUGCCUGGACGGAUGAUUCCUCUUCGCCCAGGCUUGGGUUUUUAAGCAAGAUGACGCUUGGGGACAGCGGGAUGAAGUCGAGUCACGAGUGAGGGGGCGUUGGGGUGGAUCAUCAUCAAUCGUAUUUAUUGAGCGCUUACUAUGUGCAGAGCUUAUUAUGAGCAGGAUCAUA